Molecule: messenger RNA, 1785 nt
Organism: Orbicella faveolata
Lineage: Eukaryota; Metazoa; Cnidaria; Anthozoa; Scleractinia; Merulinidae
Product: melanocortin receptor 5-like
Biological process (GO): G protein-coupled receptor signaling pathway
Cellular component (GO): membrane
Molecular function (GO): G protein-coupled receptor activity
Source: RefSeq, a predicted model, not a curated record
UGUGGUAACAAGCAACUUCCUAACUUUAGUACAUUUAGAAGUUUCGCUAGUGAUUCCAGAUAAACUACAAAUAGCUAUUGCAGAUCGGAAUGGCAGCACCAAACUUUACUGGAGAUGGACAGCAGAAGACGUUCGAAGACUUAACUUGCUCGUCAGAUUCAACUACUGGACUGCACGGCCACUUGAUAUUUAUUUCAGUAUUAAACACUUUUCUGUCGGUUACUGCAUUUCUUGGGAAUGCUCUGAUCCUAAUUGCUCUUCACAAGGAGUCUUCACUUCAACUGCCGUCCAAACUCUUGCUUCAGAACCUGGCAUCAACUGAUCUCUGUGUUGGUCUUAUUUCAGAGCCUCUCGCUGUUAUCUAUUUGAUGUCUGUAGUAAACAAACAUUGGGAUAUUUGUCCCUUCGCAGAAAGGGCACAGUUUAUAACGAGUUAUAUCUUGUGCGGAGUGUCGGUUGGAACUAUGACUGCUAUAAGCGUGGACAGACUUCUCGCCCUGUUGCUGGGACUGAGAUACAGACAAGUUGUAACUUUAAAGCGAACCUACGUGAUCGUUGUUACCUUAUGGGUUAAUGUAACUGUCAUGUCAGCACUACUAUUUUGGAAUCCCCUGAUAAACUUAUGGUGUGCUAUCAUAGCUAUAUCUCUGUGUCUUAUAAUCUCGACCUUCUCUUACACAAAGAUUUUUUUCACCCUCCGUCAACAUCAAAGUCAAGUACAAGGCCACGUUCAACAGCCGAGCCAAAAAAAUCAACUGAACAUAGGACGAUACAAAAAGGCAGUGUCCCGUGCAAUAUGGCUGCAACUGACGAUGGUCGCUUGUUAUCUACCUUAUUGUGUGGUCGGGGUUGUGGCGGCUUUGGUGACUAAUAGGGGACCAUCUUUAUCUCUUGCUUACACUUGGAUGUAUGUAAUCACUUUAGUUUACUUAAACUCGUCAUUAAACCCGAUUCUUUACUGUUGGAAGAUAGAGGAAGUCAGACAAGCAGUGAAGGACACAAUCAGACAAGUACUUUGCCAUUGUUUUUCGAGUGAACUCUUGUACACCAAUACGAUGGAAAGGGUUAAUAUAAAUGAUAUUUAACGACUAAGAUUUAGAAGUGCUCGUUAACAUUGCAUUAAAUUUAAAAGUGGUACUUAAUCAUCUUAAUACACCAUAAUGAAAUGUUUCUCUAGCAAUAAGAUAGCCAUCGAGAAAGUUUACAUCAUUGUUGUAAUUAAAUAAAACAUUUGUUUCAAAUUGUAAGUUUACAACUGUGAAUAAAGAUAAAAAACAAUAAAUUGUCAUUUUUCUGUGCGGUAAGGUAAGCAGUUAGUAGGUUUUGAUAUUUGAUUUUUCGUUCAUAUUUCAGAGACGCGCAGAAAGUGCGGAGUUUUUAUGAGAUGGGUGAGCAAUUCUGACACUAAAUUAAAUACGUUAAUUCCCAGUGCACUGAGUAGGGAAAAGUUUGAUAGCGUACAGAUGGUUACGAAAUUAAAAAGAAAAUUGUGCGCUUGAUUUUUUGCAAUAAUCGUCUCGAGUUCAGCCAUACUCUGGUGUUUCCAUGACUCGUCUUUAGUUCAACCCCGCUCCCACCCUUCCCAUAAUGAUUUACUAUACAUUUAUAGCAUAAAACAAGGAGUGAAGGAUGGUACAUAGUUAACAUUCACGCAAGAAUUGCCCAAAAAUUAUUUCUGAAGUCUUCACUGAGCCUUAAGCUGAAUUUUUUUUGGAACAUGCAAAUGUUUGCUAUUUUGUUUCAUAGAUGACGCAUAUUUCUGCAGCUGCGAGGACAAAAUGUUUU